ACUUCACUUCACUUCCAUCACUCCUCAAACUCCAAAACUCCCUUCUCUCUCCUCAAUGCCCACGAACUAAAUUUAUUUUCUUUCUCUCUCUCUAGAAACUUAAAUAAAAGCCCACCUAAAUAUUCAAUUAAAUUUUAAAAUAUAAAAUAAAAGAGACCCUCCUACUUUGUUUGUUUGCAUUGGGAACUAGAAAUCUCUCUCACUUUCUCUUUACAUGGCGGACUUAAAGCCACCGGAAGGUCAGAUCAACGGCGGCGGCGGAGUCGGAGUUGGGAUAAGUGGUUUAGCACCCGGGCCUGUAGGCGGCGGCGGAGGAGGAGGAGGAUUACUUGUAAUGGGUUCUUCCGAGACUGUUGGAUCGAAGCGACAACGAAGACCUAGCGUCCGAUUAGGGGAUAUCGGAGGGGACCCGUCGUACGAUUCCCAGGUCCGGCGCACCACCAAGCACUGGAAGCUUCCUUUGGACCAUCACCACCAUCACCAUAACCACGGCCAUAACCACAAUCGGACUACCAGGGACACUGUUAAGACCUCCAAGACUCGACCUUUAAUCAAUUUCAGCUCCGCCGGUACGGACGACGGUCUCGAGGCGGUUGACGAGAGGGACCGAGAAGCGAAUCUCGAAACCAUGGCUAUUGGGAGUUGGAAGCUCAAGGAUUCGAAGAAACGAGGCUCAGUCGCCACCAAAAGGGUCAGAUCCAAUUGGGUUUCUUCCAAGCUCGAUGAAGGUGGUGGCGGCGUUGGAGGAGCAGAGGUCGGAGAUGGGGACGAGAAGUACAGCGCCGGAGAGGAUCUUGACGAUGGGAAUCGGGAUUUCGAAGUCGAAAAUUCCGAAAGCCCCUUGAAAGAACAAAGCCCAAUUCACUCUCUUGAUAAUUUGGGGGUAGAUGGGCAUGGGAACGAGAGGGAAAUUCUUUAUCAUGGUAAUCGGAGACCAAUUAGGGUUAGGGUUCCUGACCACCAUGAUGGGGUGGACUUAUCAGGGCCGUCGGAUACCGAAGUAAGGGAAUGGAAAUGUGGGGAUAGGAAUGGGAAUGGGAAUGCAAAUGUAGGGGGGGGAGAAAGGUAUGUGGAAGAUGGGGUUAGGGUUUGGCUUAAUGGAUUAGGGCUAGGGCGUUAUGCUCCUGUAUUUGAAAUACACGAGGUUGAUGAUGAGGUAUUGCCAAUGUUAACUUUGGAAGAUCUCAAAGAUAUGGGCAUAAAUGCUGUUGGUUCAAGAAGGAAAAUGUUUUGUGCAAUUCAGAAACUUGGGAAAGGCUUUUCAUGAGUUUUUGUUCAAUUUUUGCUGAAUCUUGUACUUUGGAAGGAAGAAAAAUAUAUAAUAUUUUUUCAGCCAUGGCAAUAUGUUUAGUAGUACCAAUCAUCAUCCACUACUCACCACUUAAAUGGGCAUAGGAAGGAGAAUAUCUGAAGGUGUCUCAUCUCAUUCUCUUUGUGGACUUGUUUCAUAUCAAGCCCUUUGGUGCAAGAAGUUGAAUUUGCCAGUAGGUUCAACUUGGCUUGGUAAAAUUGCUAGUGGAAAUGCCAAAAAAACUUGUAUAUUAGAUGUUGUAUAGGUCAUCUCACAUCAGAUUUCUUUGGUAUGGACGUGAUGCCCUUGUGUUAGGCUAUUAGAUUUCAUACUAUUUGUAAUCAUGCCUUGUGAAUUGUUUUGAACAUGUAUAAGAACCUUCUUUCAUUAUGAACAUUUCAGUGAUCUUUGUCACACA
Messenger RNA from Humulus lupulus (European hop), 1709 nucleotides. RefSeq lists its product as uncharacterized. The transcript is spliced from 2 exons. The coding region runs from base 215 to 1267 and encodes 350 amino acids. Lineage: Eukaryota; Viridiplantae; Streptophyta; Magnoliopsida; Rosales; Cannabaceae. Gene Ontology annotation, molecular function: protein binding. The record is from RefSeq and is a predicted model, not a curated record.